Molecule: messenger RNA, 1231 nt
Organism: Podarcis raffonei (Aeolian wall lizard)
Lineage: Eukaryota; Metazoa; Chordata; Lepidosauria; Squamata; Lacertidae
Exons: 4
Coding region: 161-1231 (356 amino acids)
Source: RefSeq, a predicted model, not a curated record
AGGGAUUAGUUUGAAAACAGAUCAGUUGUCCUCCUCCUCCCUCUCUCUCCCCCCCCCGUUCCUCCUCCUUUCUCUCUCUCGCUCUUUCCCCCUCUCGCCGCCACCCGCUGCAGAGCCCAAGGAGAAGGAAUGUCAGCUUCGACUGCCAUCUUUUGGGGAUAUGGAAAAACGACCCGAUAGCCUGCUCUCGACUGUCUCCUUCGGCCUCUCAUGCCCAUCUCUCAGUGCAGCCCUGGCGGCCAGGCCCUGCCAGCCUCUCUCUCCUCCGACCAAAGCCCUUUUCUGCGGGUUCAUCUGCGCUGAAGGAAAGGGUGGGACCAGCAUCAGCCAGCCCAGAAGAGGGGACCUGGGGACAUUUCUGUGCUUGGAGUGGGAGUCUCCCUCCCCCGCCCCCCACGUCUCCUCUCUCUUUCUCCAGUGUCAAAAAUCACAGCCGGAUCCUUCAAAGUGUGUGCGAGAGUGUAAAGAAGAGAGCCAUCUCCUUACCUUCCCACCCCCUCCUUCCUGCAAGGCGUGCAGCCUGUGUGUGUGCGUAACCAACAAAGGUUAUUCUUCCUCAAGCUCUAAACCUCCCUCACGUGAGAUCCGGGGGAUAAUAUCAGUUCCAUAUAUCCUCUCCUACUUUAUCGAAAUCCAUCCAACGUGUGUGUGUGUUGGAAGGAAUCCCCGUGUAAGGGGGUGCGUGUGGAGCCUUUCCAGCAGAGCGAAACGCACCCGAAAGUCCGAGAAGUCCCUAAAGGGACCCGGAAUAGCAAAGCUCAGCCAGUGGUUUCUCCUCGCCGCUCAGGGUCACAAACCUCCCAAGGCGAGUGACUUGCCUUUCGCCGGCCGCUGUCUCCAAGGUGCUUCGCAAACGGUGGCGGACGCUCCAGUUAAAAGUGGCACCUUAAAAAGUCGUGGGGGUUGUGUGUUUGGGAAGAUGGGAAGAUCUACCAUUCCGUUAGUCUUUGUGUGUCUAUCCUCUUUGUGUGACUUUGCUGUGUUUACUGGAGGUGUAAAAAGGACUCCCCGGCUCAAGGCGAUUUCGAUACGAGCCAGUGUCCUCCUGCAGGUUGUCAGUGGCGUUGAUGAGCCGAAAGUCGGAGUACUAAGGCGGCUGCCUCGCCGCAACAAACCGCGGAGACAGAGCAGCGGGCGGACAAGAAUGGGAAAGCUCGGUGGCACGAAAAUGGGGGCCAGGGAUACAGAUCCGAGGCACGAGCGGAGAGAGGAGGGCGGGGGACAGUAUUAA